Messenger RNA from Trichomycterus rosablanca, 2992 nucleotides. It is a transcript of the gene ptpra, whose product is annotated as protein tyrosine phosphatase receptor type A. The transcript has 23 exons. Gene Ontology annotation, molecular function: protein tyrosine phosphatase activity. Gene Ontology annotation, biological process: protein dephosphorylation. The coding region runs from base 324 to 2816 and encodes 830 amino acids. The record is from RefSeq and is a predicted model, not a curated record. NCBI's taxonomy places the organism in Eukaryota, Metazoa, Chordata, Actinopteri, Siluriformes, Trichomycteridae.
GGCGGCCCGACAGCGCCCGGAUACAGCGAGUAAAACGCGGGAUAGACGGACCCGGCGUUAGGUAAAAAAACUAAAGAACGCGUACAAGCGAAGAAAAAAGGUAGAAAGUACCAAAAAACAGCUUAUUAAUGGACUUGUUUGGACAUGUAAUUUGGAGCAAGGUUCCGAGCGGGCCGUGAGUAGCGCAACCUCGGCUCUUGGGGUGAGGAGGAGUCCGGGGCCGGGACACCGAGUGCUGGAUAACAACUUAACCACCCACGCUCUCCAGCUCACCUAGCGCGUGUAAAAGCUGUCGAGGUGAUCGUUGUGCGAAUGAGUGAGUGAUGCAGAGCACUGUUUUACAGGGCAGUAUGGGUUUGCGUCCCCUGCUCCUGAUUUUUGCCUUGGUCCUCAGCUGGGCUCAAGAAACACCCAAGCUCCCAGAUCAGGGUCAGGGCCAAGUGGAGACUCCCAAUUCCACAGCUUCUUCUUCCAUAUUACCAACUCACCUAAACCUUACUCAGAGUCCGGUCCUUCCAACCACGCCCUCAACCACCGUGUUGUCCAACACUGUGGCCAACACUACAGUUCUUGUAGCCACAGCCGCUUCAACUCUGCGUCCUGAUUCCAGUCCAACCAACGCACCACCUCCAACCCCCACCUCUAUCAGAGAAGGUGGAAAAGAGGAGAAGAUUACUCCCACUCCUCGUCCCACCGUCCUGCUCAAAGUUACCACAACUCCGACCCAUCUGCCUGGAGCAACACCCACAGACUCUAAGCCUAAACCGGAUCCUGAUGCUGGAGCCUCCACCAAUCCUCCAGAAAACAACACCACAUCACAAGGCAGCAUUCCUCCAGAUGAUGGUGAAGAGAAUAAAGCAAUCUUUGCAGUAACGGUGGCCCUAUCAUCUCUGCUAGUCAUUAUCUUCAUCAUCAUUGUUCUCUACAUGCUCAGGUUUAAGAAGUACAAACAGGCAGGAAUCCAUUCAAAUUCCUUCAGACUGACCAAUGGCAGGACAGAUGAUACAGAGCUUCAGAGCGUGCCACUACUGGCUCGUUCGCCCAGCACAAAUAGAAAGUACCCGCCCCUUUCGAUCGACAAACUGGAGGAAGAAAUGAACCGCCGCAUGGCUGAUGAUAAUAAACUGUUCCGGGAGGAGUUUAAUGCAUUGCCUGUUUGCCCCAUCCAGGCCUCGUGUGAUGCUGCCUCCAAAGAGGAGAACAAGGAGAAAAACCGCUAUGUUAACAUUCUGCCCUACGAUCAUUCGAGAGUGCAUCUCUCCCCUCUAGAGGGAGUCCCAGACUCAGAUUUCAUCAAUGCAUCCUACAUUAAUGGCUACCAAGAGAAGAACAAAUUUAUAGCUGCUCAAGGGCCAAAAGAAGAGACGGUCAAUGACUUCUGGAGAAUGAUCUGGGAGCAGAACACUGCCACCAUUGUCAUGGUGACCAACCUGAAGGAAAGGAAAGAGUGUAAGUGUGCUCAGUACUGGCCAGAUCAGGGAUGCUGGACAUAUGGGAACAUUCGUGUGUCUGUGGAGGAUAUGACUGUUCUAGUGGACUACACUAUUCGCAAGUUCUGCAUUCAGCAGGUGGGCGACCUAUCUGGUAAGAAGCCACAGAGGUCAGUCACUCAGUUCCAUUUCACCAGCUGGCCCGAUUUCGGCGUGCCCUUCACUCCCAUUGGCAUGCUCAAGUUUCUUAAAAAGGUUAAAACGUGUAACCCACAGUAUGCCGGACCCAUAGUGGUGCACUGCAGUGCGGGUGUGGGAAGGACGGGCACUUUCAUUGUGAUUGAUGCCAUGUUGGAUAUGAUGGCUGCUGAGAAGAAGGUGGAUGUGUUCGGCUUUGUUACUAGAAUCCGAGCUCAGCGGUGUCAGAUGGUCCAGACUGAUAUGCAGUAUGUGUUUAUUUUCCAAGCUCUGUUAGAACACUACUUGUAUGGAGACACAGAGUUAGAAGUAACCUCUCUAGAGUGUCAUUUAGCCAAACUCUAUGCACCUUUACCUGGAGCUGGUUGUGGUGGGCUUGAGGCAGAGUUUAAGAAACUCACCUCCAUAAAAAUCCAGAAUGAUAAAAUGAGAACCGGGAACCUUCCAGCCAACAUGAAGAAAAACCGUGUGCUGCAAAUCAUUCCAUAUGAGUUUAACAGAGUCAUUAUUCCUGUGAAGCGUGGUGAGGAGAACACAGACUAUGUCAAUGCCUCAUUUAUCGACGGCUAUAGACAAAAGGACUCCUACAUUGUGAGUCAAGGCCCUCUGCAGCAAACCAUUGAGGACUUCUGGAGGAUGAUCUGGGAGUGGAGAAGCUGCUCCAUUGUAAUGCUUACGGAACUGGAGGAAAGAGGACAGGAGAAGUGUGCUCAGUACUGGCCUAGUGAUGGAGUCAUGGUGUGUGGAGAUGUGUCCAUUGAACUAAAGAGAGAGGAUGAAUGUGAGAGCUACACUGUUAGAGAUCUGCUUGUUACAAACUCCAGAGAAAAUAAAGCUCGUGCCGUGCGUCAGUUCCAUUUUCACGGAUGGCCAGAGGUUGGGAUUCCCUCUGAUGGUAAAGGCAUGAUUAACAUCAUUGCUGCUGUGCAGAAACAGCAGCAGCAGUCUGGAAACCACCCAAUCACAGUACACUGCAGUGCUGGUGCAGGUCGUACAGGGACGUUUUGCGCUCUAAGCACCGUUCUGGAGCGAGUGAAGGCUGAAGGCAUUCUGGACGUCUUUCAGACAGUAAAGAGCCUUCGACUGCAGAGACCGCACAUGGUGCAGACGCUGGAGCAGUAUGAAUUCUGUUACAAAGUGGUCCAGGAAUACAUCGAUGCCUUUUCUGACUACGCAAACUUCAAGUAGGGACCCUGCGCGGAGAGUGACGUCCUCCGUUCCCCGGUCUCUCUCACGCACAUUCAGCUACACACAUGCUCAGCACUGUACUGGCUGUUAUUACAAAAAAGGGAAGAAGAACUGAAAGAUGAGAUAAGAUAAGAGAAAUGGCAUUUUUGUCAGACGGGACAAAAACAAAAGUCAAA